AUGCGCAAACGAGCGGCUGUCAAGCCUACACAGAAUCUGUCAGGAUAUGCUCUGGAAUAUCAGCGUCUGUUGGCGGUUAGCUCUCAAAUCGAGGAUGAAAACAGCAAAGUCGGUCGCGCCGACUACAACAUAAAAAAGAACAGAUAUCCCUCUGUCAUCCCAUUUGACGGGGGAGACUACAUUAACGCCUCAUUUGCAGAUGCAUUUAGAAAGCGCAACGCGUUCAUCCUGACCCAGGCCCCUCUCGGACACACAAUGGCCGAGUUCUGGCACAUGAUUUGCCAGUACAAGAUCGGCACCAUCGUCAUGCUGAACAACUUGCAGGAAGAUACUCUGGGCGUUGAAGGUGAACACGAGGUCGUCCACGUACAACAUAUCGAGUGGCCAGACAAGUGCGCACCUGUCAAUCACCAGAGUGUACUCGACCUGGUGAGCUGGGUAAAACUGUCCCAGCAGCAAUGCGGUGACAAAGCCAUUGUUGUACAGUGCAGUAAUGGCGUAGGCCGUAGCGGCCUGUUCUGUGCGAUCUACUCGUUGCUGGAGCGCAUUAAAGCGGAGCAAGUUGUUGACGUCUUCCAGACAACUCAGUACAUCUACUGCUACCAGAUGGUCCAGCGAUACCUUGACUCGUUCAGUGAUUACGCAAACUUUAGCGAGGUUUAA
Messenger RNA from Nematostella vectensis (starlet sea anemone), 663 nucleotides. RefSeq names its product receptor-type tyrosine-protein phosphatase epsilon. The record is from RefSeq and is a predicted model, not a curated record. Lineage: Eukaryota; Metazoa; Cnidaria; Anthozoa; Actiniaria; Edwardsiidae. Gene Ontology annotation, biological process: protein dephosphorylation. The transcript is spliced from 7 exons. The coding region runs from base 1 to 663 and encodes 220 amino acids. Gene Ontology annotation, molecular function: protein tyrosine phosphatase activity.